Orcinus orca (killer whale) is the source of this 1551-nucleotide messenger RNA. It is a transcript of the gene CA7, whose product is annotated as carbonic anhydrase 7. The record is from RefSeq and is a predicted model, not a curated record. Gene Ontology annotation, biological process: regulation of intracellular pH. Gene Ontology annotation, molecular function: zinc ion binding; carbonate dehydratase activity. Gene Ontology annotation, cellular component: cytoplasm. The coding region runs from base 106 to 900 and encodes 264 amino acids. Lineage: Eukaryota; Metazoa; Chordata; Mammalia; Artiodactyla; Delphinidae. The transcript has 7 exons.
GCUUUAAGAGGCUGCUCCGCGGCAGCGAGCGGGGCCGGAGCCGCAGUCCGAGCGAGCAGAACUGAGCCGAGCCGGCAGGUGCACGGCUGCGGGGACGGCAACAGCAUGACCGGCCACCACGGCUGGGGCUACGGCCACAACGACGGCCCCUCACACUGGCACAAGCUGUAUCCCAUUGCCCGGGGAGACCGCCAGUCACCAAUCAAUAUCGUAUCCAGAAAGGCUGUGUACUCGCCCAGCCUGAGGACAUUGGAUCUUUCCUAUGAGUCCUGCACGUCCCUCAGCAUCGCCAACAAUGGCCACUCUGUCCAAGUGGACUUCAAUGACAGUGAUGACCGAAGUGUGGUGACUGGGGGCCCCCUGGAUGGGCCCUACCGGCUCAGGCAGCUCCAUUUCCACUGGGGCAAGAAGCACAGUGAGGGCUCAGAGCACACGGUGGACGGCAAGUCAUUCCCCAGCGAACUGCACCUGGUUCAUUGGAAUGCCAAGAAGUACAGCACCUUUGGGGAGGCGGCCUCAGCACCCGAUGGCCUGGCUGUGGUUGGUGUCUUCCUGGAGACGGGGGACGAGCACCCCAGCAUGAACCGUCUGACAGAUGCACUCUACAUGGUUCGGUUUAAGGGCACCAAGGCCCAGUUCAGCUGCUUCAACCCCAAGUACCUCCUGCCUGCCAGCCGGCACUACUGGACCUACCCUGGCUCCCUGACAACACCCCCACUGACCGAGAGUGUCACCUGGAUUGUGCUCCGGGAGCCCAUCAGCAUCUCUGAGAGGCAGAUGGAGAAAUUCCGGAGCCUGCUUUUCACCACAGAGGAAGAUGAGAGGAUCCACAUGGUGAACAACUUCCGGCCGCCACAGCCACUGAAGGGCCGUGUGGUCAAGGCCUCCUUCUGGGCCUGAGCUGCCUACCUGCCCAGCCGGCCACUGAAGCACCAUCUUCCCAAGGGCUUCCAUGUCAGCAGACACCAAACCAUCCAAGGCUCCCUGCCUAGGGCUGCUGUGGACCCCACUUCAGCUGGCUUGCUCCUUGGCCACCUGGAGGCUUCUCGAUGGGACCCUCAAGUCGGGGGACACCUUUCAGCUGCCCUGGGGACAGGAAGGACAGGAGCUGAGCAUGGUCCAAGCCUAAGGCUGCCUCUGCUCUCCAACACCCAAAGGCCCCUGGGAACCUCCUCUUGUCUUCCCCGCUGGCAAUGGCAGCAGCCCCACCCUGAGCUCACACUGUGAUGGAUGAGACCAAACUCUCCAGGGCAGGCAGCUGGCAUUGCCAGAAAGACUCAAGCAAUAAUUAGAAGUGGGCAGAGCUGCCCUCUCGGUGUUACCUCUUCUGCAGGCCUCCGCCAUGCACGCACCUCACUGCCAGGCCAUUAAAAUCAGGACCCAGCCUGCUGGAGGUGACAUGACCUUCUCCCUCCAGCCACCUGCCGCCAUAGGCAGGCACUGGCUACAGCUUACGGAGUAUCUCCCUUCGUCCCCACCCAGCCACCAAAGCCACCUACAUGACAGUCCAUCCAUGCACUGAUUAAUAAAUUCAUGCAUUCAUGCAACAAA